Messenger RNA from Manis javanica (Malayan pangolin), 3312 nucleotides. It is a transcript of the gene TSPAN5, whose product is annotated as tetraspanin 5. Gene Ontology annotation, cellular component: plasma membrane. NCBI's taxonomy places the organism in Eukaryota, Metazoa, Chordata, Mammalia, Pholidota, Manidae. The record is from RefSeq and is a predicted model, not a curated record.
GCACGAGCGGGCGGGCGGGUAGCGUCUCCACCAGCAUCUGCCGCGGCCGCGUUUGCCCGAAGCCCGGGCACCGACCCACCACAGAUCGCCUGGCGGACGGACGCGGGCGCACGCUUGUGCUCCUGGCCAGCUUCGGCGAGGCUCCCGGGGGCAGCGGACGGAUUCCUCUCCGGCUCGCGACCACGUCGGCUCGGGCGACCUCGACGCGCAGGGUCUGGAGGUGCGGGAACCGCUUUCCGCCGGUCGGUCCCCGCGCAGUUCAGCCCGGGCCGCCGCCGCGGCCCCCAGCGGCGUCCCCGAGUCCCCGCUCCCCGCCGGGCUGCCCCGAGCAACGGUGCUCAGGGGCUCCAAACUCGGGCUGCCGGGGCAAGUGUCUUCAUGAACCCAGAGGAUGUCCGGGAAGCACUACAAGGGUCCUGAAGUCAGUUGUUGCAUCAAAUAUUUCAUAUUUGGCUUCAAUGUCAUAUUUUGGUUUUUGGGAAUCGCAUUUCUUGGAAUUGGACUGUGGGCGUGGAAUGAAAAAGGUGUUCUGUCCAAUAUCUCUUCCAUCACCGACCUCGGAGGCUUUGACCCGGUGUGGCUCUUCCUCGUGGUGGGCGGAGUGAUGUUCAUUCUGGGGUUUGCAGGCUGCAUCGGAGCACUGCGGGAAAACACUUUCCUCCUCAAGUUUUUUUCUGUGUUCCUGGGAAUCAUUUUCUUCCUGGAGCUGACUGCUGGGGUUCUGGCAUUUGUUUUCAAAGACUGGAUCAAAGACCAGCUGUAUUUCUUUAUAAACAACAACAUCAGAGCAUACAGGGAUGACAUUGAUUUGCAAAACCUCAUAGACUUCACCCAGGAAUAUUGGCAGUGCUGUGGGGCUUUUGGAGCUGAUGAUUGGAACCUAAAUAUUUACUUCAAUUGCACAGAUUCCAAUGCAAGUCGAGAGCGAUGUGGCGUGCCAUUCUCCUGCUGUACUAAAGAUCCUGCAGAAGAUGUCAUCAACACUCAGUGUGGCUAUGAUGCCAGGCAAAAACCAGAAGUGGACCAGCAGAUUGUCAUCUACACGAAAGGCUGUGUUCCCCAGUUUGAGAAGUGGUUGCAGGACAAUUUAACCAUCGUGGCUGGUAUUUUCAUAGGCAUUGCACUGUUACAGAUCUUUGGGAUAUGCCUGGCCCAGAAUUUGGUUAGUGAUAUUGAAGCUGUCAGGGCUAGCUGGUAGAGCCCUGCAGCGGCUGCUACAAGACACUGGACAGACCCGUUCUUCCUGCCCCUCCAGCGCCCGUCGGAAUCCCCGCUGCACAGACCUGAACCGAAAAGAGGCAGCCUGCAAUCCCGCCUGACGGAGCUGCCAAGGACUUGCUUUUUGGGGGGCACAACCGGGAAAUGCUGCUCACUGACAGACAGAAUUAAAAAAAACAACCAGUAUGGAAGUUGUUGCGCCGUGAAUCUCUACUGUAGCCAUGAAUCUAUGGAUGGUUGCAUACUUACCAAAAAAGAAAAAGGGAGAGUAGUGUGGGGAGGGGGGGUGCCAGAUGUACAUGAAUUUGUGGAAAACACGGGCUUGUUCUCCACUUCGGUGCCUGGAGGGCUGGGAGAGGCAGUUCGCUGGUCACACCUUGAAAGGACUGCCUCCUAUUCUGUGGCCUAAAGAAGUGCAGCUUUUCUAAGAUUCAACCCCUUCCCCGGAGGCUGUGGUUUUUUGGCUUCCCUUCACCAUACAUUCCAAGGAACUGUUACAGCUGUUCCAGAAGAACGCAGCUUUGUCUUUGGGUUCCGCUUCUGUGGUCGCAUUCAGGUGGCAGUGUGGGUGGGCAAAUGCAAUCUCUCCCGGAGCGUCUCCUGAGAGAAGCUGUGCACCCCGCGUGCACUGAGUGAGGGCGCUGGAACGUGUUAUGAUGCUGAAUUUUAGCAGGACAGAUCUUUUUUCUAAGUAGGCCUGAGCUUUAUCAAUGAAAUCUAAGGAGAAAAUGAGGUUGCUGAAGAGGUAUUUGUUAAAUACCCCCUCACUUCAGCCUACCAAAUUAGUUUGGAUUCUUUGAAAACUCUGGAAUAUUCUGGGGUUUGGUUUUGUUUUGUGGUUUUUUUCUUUUGUCUCCCCAAAGUGUAAGCUAUGAAACAAUUUCUCAGAUUUUAAAGUGUUUUCUUACUCAGCUUGGAAUAUUAAUUUUUUAAUGUAUCUGCCCGCAUGACCUGGGAAUCUGAACCCACGAGCUCCUUUCCCUACCGUGUUCUGCAAUCGUUUAUGAAUGUCACUGGGUCAGCACUGACCUCACUGGCUGCGGCCUUGAGAGGAGCGUCGCGCCCUCCUGCUGGGGGGGCCCAGCUGUGCCAUAGCAGAUGCUUCCCUGUGCUCUGCAGUCUCUUCACCUUAUCAAUGGCCGUGGCCUCUUCUGCAACCUCCCCGUUUCUCUGUGAAUGGAAUUAAGCCCAAUAAUUCCAAAACAGUGUUGACACAAUCACAGGCUUCUAAUGGGUUUUUUUUCUUCCUCUGGUUUCAGUUUGGGUUACAAAAAAAAAAAAGCAAGCAAGCAUGGCCAGAGCUGCCGCUGUUCUCUCGGUGCAGACUAACCAGCGGGCUGGUGACGAGGGGUGUGCCCUGGGGGGCAAGCAUGCUGUGACAUACGGAGAACCCCACCCCCCAGGUGCUCCCGCCUGUCCUCAGCCCACUCCUGGUGGGAGGGACAAAUUUUAAUCCAAGAUUUUAAUCCAACUGGUGUCUCUCAGAAUGCCACUCUCCUGGGAGCAGACAUUAGUCUGUGGAAUGCUGAGAAAACCACUGGCAUGGUUUAUGGUGGAGACACAUUUGCCAGCCCAUAAUUGGGCAGCCAGCUAUCAUACUUCGUGGAGAUUUGCAAGGUUUUCUAUUUCAGUCCCCUGUUGCAUCGCCAUGGCCGAUGAAUGUGUCAAUCUGCCCAGAGAAAGGACAAAAUUCUUUAAAAGUCUACUUUCCAGAGUUUGGGUGUGUGUAAGAAACUGCAUGUAUGUUUUUGUGUCUCUGUAUAAUUAGAGAUGUUCAGUUCAUAUUCUGGCUUUAAGAUCAUUUUAUUUCAUCUCUUCCCCCACCUCAGUUGUCAUUCUGUAAUAUCAUUCCAACAUGGAAAAGACUUGAGCCCUCCAGUUGGCCUAUUGUCUUUUUUAUUACCUCAUUCUCCAGUGAACUCCCAUGUGAUCAGUUGAUUCAGAAUCAGGCAAGACUCCCACCCUUUGGCACAUACAGUGAGAGGCUAAAUAGCAAGUCCAAAUGAGUUCUAAAUUUUAAUUCAUCACCCUUUAUUUUUUACACUUGAGAGUGGUUGUGUUAAGGCUGUCAUCAAUAAACCUGGUUCUGCCUUC